This is a messenger RNA of Panicum virgatum (switchgrass), 1660 nucleotides long. RefSeq names its product protein STAY-GREEN, chloroplastic-like. The transcript has 3 exons. The record is from RefSeq and is a predicted model, not a curated record. NCBI's taxonomy places the organism in Eukaryota, Viridiplantae, Streptophyta, Magnoliopsida, Poales, Poaceae. The coding region runs from base 462 to 1295 and encodes 277 amino acids.
GAGAAGAGAGGAGGCAGACGGACGAGAGCUUGGCCGCCCGCGCACACAACCGCGACGUUUCCCGACCCCUCACUCCACCACCACCCACUCGGCCGGCGCCGCUGCAGUGCAGAGUUGCGCGCCUCCUGUUUCUUCUUCGUCGUCCCCUACCCGUCACGCCCACUCAUAUAACGACUCCCUGCAGUCCAGGAAGCCAUUCGCGAGCUACACAACCAGGAACCGGCCCGAGACAGACGCCACACCACUUGCGUACCAGGCUUUCAAAAUCCGGUCAUCCACCGGGACCCGGCAGAGAGGCGUGCAAGGUUCCUUCCUCGCCGGGGAUUAAAUUAGCCGCCGGCGGAGCUCGAUCGAUCCAGCUUCCGCGGAGAGCCGCCGGCUCUUAUUCUUGGUCCCGAUUCUCGCUUGCGACUUUUGUGGCGCGCCGGUGAGGAAGAGAGAGCGAGGGCGAUCGAGCAAACAUGGCGGCGGCCACUUCCGCUUCUACCAUGUCCCUGCUCCCGAUCUCCCAGCUGAAGCAGCAGCACCACGGCGCCGGUGCCGUGGUCGUGUUCCGGCGGCGGCCCCGGGACGCGCGGCGGAGGCGAUACGUCGUGCCGACGGCGAGGCUGUUCGGGCCGGCGAUCUUCGAGGCGUCGAAGCUGAAGGUGCUGUUCCUGGGCGUGGACGAGGAGAGCGGGAGGCAGCAGGGCCAGGGGGUGCUGCCGCGGACGUACACGCUGACGCACAGCGACGUGACGGCGAGCCUGACGCUGGCCGUGUCCCACACCAUCAACCGCGCGCAGCUGCAGGGGUGGUACAACCGGCUGCAGCGCGACGAGGUGGUGGCGGAGUGGAACAAGGUGCGCGGCCGGAUGUCGCUGCACGUCCACUGCCACAUAUCCGGCGGCCACUUCCUGCUCGACCUCAUCGCCGGCCUCCGCUACUACAUCUUCCGCAAGGAGCUCCCCGUGGUUCUGAAGGCGUUCGUGCACGGCGACGGCGACCUGUUCAGCCGGCACCCGGAGCUGGAGGAGGCCACGGUGUGGGUCUACUUCCACUCCAACCUGCCGCGCUUCAACCGCGUCGAGUGCUGGGGCACGCUCCGCGACGCCGCCGCGCCCGCCGAGGACGACGGCGGCUCCGCGGCCGCCGAGGCGGAGGGCCAGGCGACGGCGAUGCCCGUGGGCGAGUGGCCGCGCCGGUGCCCCCAGCAGUGCGACUGCUGCUUCCCGCUGCACAGCCUCAUCCCCUGGCCGAACGAGCACGACAUGGCCGCCGACGCCCCCGCCGCCGGCCAGGCCCAGCAGCAGUGACAGCGACGCCGCAAGCAAAUGUAAGCCGUAGCUACUAGACUAGCGCCUAUUCUUUAAUUGGUAGCUUUAGCUCAGCUCUACUCCAGCAAAGCUCUUCGUCUCUAGACUUAGCUUGGUCAGGGGAUCAAACUCAUGAACAUGGUCGCGCCUUGUACAUAGCUAGUAGUAAUGUAGAACGCUUGGUGUGGAUGGCAAAACUUGGCAAAGAAAGCGCACGUUGCUGCAGCUGCAAAGAUAUGGCGUGUUCAAGGGCCGGCAGGCAAGUUUCAUCUGUACAAUGGAUCAGCUCUUGGACUGGAACUCCGUAGUGAAAUAAAAAAAAACAUGUAAAUGGGAAUGAUUAAAUGAUUUUUAGUCGACAGUCA